GAAGAGCUUGUUUGUGUUUUGGUUCUGAGGGGAAGUUGCGAGAAUAAAGAAAGGAGGAGACGUGACGGGAUUGUUGAAAUUAUUUUUCUUGGGUCCCUAACAUCAUCUCGCCAUCGUGUCCUGGGCUCCAUAUUUAAAGACUACAGGCGUGGUAUUUAAAUAUCCAAACAUCGCCUGGCUCUCAGCAGAAGUCCUGAUAGUUGGUUUGGCCCACAGGACACCCGAGGAUCUGCCUAGGUCAUGGCCAAUCGGGGAGGAGCUACGAGACCCAAUGGACCCAAUGCAGGGAACAAAAUCUGUCAGUUCAAGCUGGUGCUGUUAGGCGAGUCAGCUGUGGGGAAAUCCAGCUUAGUGCUCCGCUUCGUCAAGGGUCAGUUCCACGAAUUCCAGGAAAGCACAAUAGGAGCUGCCUUUCUCACCCAGACAGUGUGUCUAGAUGACACAACGGUGAAGUUUGAAAUCUGGGACACUGCAGGUCAGGAGCGUUACCACAGUUUGGCGCCAAUGUAUUACAGAGGAGCACAGGCCGCCAUCGUCGUCUACGACAUCACGAAUGAGGAGUCCUUUGCACGGGCAAAGAACUGGGUGAAGGAGCUGCAAAGACAAGCUAGCCCUAAUAUAGUCAUUGCUUUGUCAGGCAACAAGGCCGACCUCGCCAACAAGAGAGCUGUCGACUUCCAGGACGCCCAGUCCUACGCAGAUGACAACAGCUUACUUUUCAUGGAGACGUCGGCCAAAACAUCUAUGAAUGUUAAUGAGAUAUUUAUGGCUAUUGCAAAGAGAUUGCCGAAGAGUGAGCCACAGGCCGCAGGAGCCAACAGCGGGAGGAACCGAGGAGUAGAUCUGACAGAAGCUGCUCAGCCAGCCAAGGCCCCGUGCUGCAGUAACUAAUGUGAAGAAUGACCCUCAGACCAGCCUGAAUAGCAGUAACUAAUGCAGCUGAUGCCCCUGAACGAUUUACUAAUGCAAUGUGUUGUACUCUUAUCUCCAGUGCUCUCAUUUGCAAAUCAGGAAAAGAUAUCCCCCUUUCCCUCCUUUUUCUUUUUUUGUUGUUACACGGUCAGUUCCAUCACACCUCACAUAGCUCUACGUCUUUUCCUCCAUCGCGGCUCCGCCUCUAAAACAAUUCUCUCCUACUUUCUGCCAUCCAACUUUGAACAUCUACCAAUAACGAUUGAUAGAUCACUCACAACAGAUAUUAAAGACAUUAGUGCACCUUGCCUUUCACUGUGUAGAUAUGAGUUUCAUUUAGAGGACGUGGUCACUUCCCUGUUUUGGGGAUAGCUUAAGACUUUACUACUGCAUUUCUAAAACCUGUCUUGUUUUUGUUCUUUUUUUUUUUAAAACAUUUUCGUUUGGGUUUUUUGGAUGUUUUUUCUUUUUAAAUGAUAGAUGCACAUACUUGCUUACGUAUAGGGCCUAAAUUGGUCAAACAAAAAAAAACAGUUUGACCCUUUGUCUGUAGCAGCACACCAACGGAGAACAGGAGUGUGGGCUUUUGAAUCUCUGAAAGGAAAGGCUAAGAGGAACCCCAAGCUCCAAACCUCUCUCUCUCAUUAGGACCCUUUUUUGUCAUGAAAUUAAGUAAACAUUUGGUAACUGUAGUCCUCGUAGAUUCUCUCCCUGUCUGUUCCACUUUACCUGUCCUUUUGUCCCCCCCCCCCCCCUUGACCCAGACUACCACUAGUGUAUGUCCUCUUCCAUUAUCCUUAGGCUCCAUUUUGGGGUCAUGCCUGCUUUGAGCUAUCCCUAGUGGCAUUGUGCAAUGUUUCACAGUAUGAACUCUGUGACUUGAGUGUCUGCAAGGAUCAGUGCAGCACAACAAAACACCCGUACAUCCUCCUCCUUAUCUCUUGACCCAGUGUCAUUCAUAAAGACCAUCCCUUUGUUGAAUACUUUGUCUCUCUGUCGUUGGAUGAUUUGGUUUAUGCAGAUUGUCUUGAAGUUGUAAAGCGUAAACAUUUCUGGGCUGUGCUGGGUUUCCACCUGGUAAAAAGAAAGGUUAAAGGUAGCAAGCUGCAAUAUGUGAAUCUGCUUCUUAAUCAACUUUUUGUUUGUUUGUUUCUCAAUUAGGAAGUGCUUUAGACACAAUUGUGUGUCAUUGUGUACAAACUGGGCCUGGGCCAGCUGGCUGAUGACAGACUCCUUCCAUAGACUCACUCACACGUGCCCAUUUAUGUGUGUGUGUUUAGACACACACACAUAAACACACUCAUCCUAUUGACUUCUUCACCCUGAAAUACUUUGUACAUAAACACCCACAAACACACUGUCUGUUACACCACUUACUUCUGUUAAGCACACACACUUUUGUUUAUACCCCCAUCCUGAUUACACAUAUACACACACACACACACACAUACACACUUCUCCAUGCAGUUGUGUGGUCAAUAACUUUCUACAGGUCGAUCUUACUCAUGCCUUGCACUAUUGAUGCUCAUGAAUAUAUCUUGUCAUAAUUACAGCCAGUUUGAUAUAAAUAUAUAUAUAAAUAUAAAUAUAUAAAUAAUAUACUGUAAAUAGGGUGUUGCGGUGUAGUCAACUUUUUUUUUUAUUUACCAGUGACAGGACUAAUGCUUGCUAGGGAGUUGGCUAGAUAAUCAUUAAAAAAAACUGCACAGUUGGCAGGAAAAAAAACAGCUACAACCUGGGUUUGGAGUUUUGUUGCUGUUCCUUUUUUCACACAAAUGGUUAAAUUAUAAUCUGUGGUGGUCUUUAUAAAUGUAUGUAGUGUUAUUAACAAACAACAUGAAAUGGCAUUUAUUUAGUGGUCUGUCUUGUACCUUUUUCUUAACGGAAAGGAAAUAAUCUCUGAACGUUUGGUUUCAUUUUUUAAUCCCUUGUCAUUUCUUAAAUUAUUAUUUUUUUCAUGCGACUAUGACUUGGUUUGUUAAAGCUCCAAACGGAGACAGACACAAAAACAACAGAACAGAGUGAUUAACGAACAGUCGCCCCCUUUAUAAGAUAUCAGUAACCUUUUUGAAGAUAUUGUAGGAACAGGCACAAUGGUAGAUUCAUGAAUAAACAGUGUAACAGAUGAUACGGUUGUACAGUGUAUGGUAUUCUUUGCAGUGAACACUUAAUUACAGCCAGAAAAUACAUUUAAAUGCAAGCAUUUUACAGUACUGUUAUGUAAUGAUGAAAUAAAUACUGAAAUAAAUUUGAUCAUUUAUUAUUGUAA
Labrus bergylta (ballan wrasse) is the source of this 3181-nucleotide messenger RNA. RefSeq names its product RAB5A, member RAS oncogene family, a (gene rab5aa). Gene Ontology annotation, cellular component: endosome; Golgi apparatus. Lineage: Eukaryota; Metazoa; Chordata; Actinopteri; Labriformes; Labridae. Gene Ontology annotation, molecular function: GTPase activity; GTP binding. The record is from RefSeq and is a predicted model, not a curated record.